UCUUUCCUUUUGGCUCCAGUGACUUGCCGUCGCACCAGUCUCCGCCUUCCCGGAUAAAACGCGGCUGCGCACGCUCCCUAGCUCUUCUCCCACGUCAACCGGAGCAACUACUUCUGUCCACCCAACCGGAGCUCCAUUGUGAAGAGUCAUGGCCGAGAUGAAGGAGCGCACUUUCCUUGCCAUCAAGCCCGAUGGUGUGCAGAGGGGUAUCAUCGGAGACAUCAUCAAGAGGUUUGAGACGAAAGGCUUCAAGCUUGUGGGCAUGAAAAUGCUCCAUGCCUCUGAGGACCUCCUGAUGCAGCACUACAUCGACCUCAAGGACAGACCGUUCUUUCCUACCCUCAUCAACUACAUGAGCUCUGGUCCAGUGGUUGCCAUGGUGUGGGAAGGCAAGGGUGUGGUGAAGACAGGCAGGGUGAUGCUGGGUGAGACCAACCCUGCUGAGUCAAAGCCUGGAACCAUCAGAGGAGACUUCUGCAUCGACGUUAGCAAGAACAUCAUCCACGGCAGUGACUCAGUGGAGAGUGCCAACAAGGAGAUUGCCCUGUGGUUCAAACAAGAAGAGCUGGUCAGCUACACUAGCUGUGCCUUCAGCUGGCUCUACUAAGCCUCUCUGGGUCCUGCAGCAGUCUUCACACUGGACACCAGUGAACCUUUUGCCUCAGAUUUCUUGAUUGGUUUUUUUUUUUUUUCCCUCACUUACCCCUCCAGCCCACUACUCAUCAUACUGUACAACAUUCCUCAGCUCCAUUCCUUUUUUUUUUUUUAAAGAAACAUUCCAUUCAUCCCCCUGACUCUACAGUGAAGUACUCGUAGACUAUACUGUCAGUUUUGUUAAAGUUGAUCUGCUUUCCAAUAAAAUGCUCACAAUAC
Molecule: messenger RNA, 873 nt
Organism: Micropterus salmoides (largemouth bass)
Lineage: Eukaryota; Metazoa; Chordata; Actinopteri; Centrarchiformes; Centrarchidae
Product: nucleoside diphosphate kinase A2-like
Exons: 5
Coding region: 149-607 (152 amino acids)
Biological process (GO): CTP biosynthetic process; GTP biosynthetic process; UTP biosynthetic process
Molecular function (GO): nucleoside diphosphate kinase activity
Source: RefSeq, a predicted model, not a curated record